This is a messenger RNA of Contarinia nasturtii (swede midge), 2176 nucleotides long. RefSeq lists its product as uncharacterized. The coding region runs from base 177 to 2114 and encodes 645 amino acids. The transcript has 7 exons. Lineage: Eukaryota; Metazoa; Arthropoda; Insecta; Diptera; Cecidomyiidae. The record is from RefSeq and is a predicted model, not a curated record.
UUUUUGUUUUGAUAUCAUUGCAUUGUGAAAUGAUCGCAGUAGUUCAGAAAGUGAUUGGUACUAUUGGGCUACGUCACUUAAACUUGCGGGCGAAGUAGAGUUCGGGCAUUUGUGUAGGCACAAGACAGAAGAAAUGAAGUGAAUUCAAAAAAAAAAAACCAUCGUAUCAGCCAAAAAUGAGUGUUAAAACAUCCAUUAGUUUAUUAUCAGAAUUAUGUGCACAACGAAAAGUUGCAGCCCCACAAUACACUGUCGUUAUUCAUAGUUCCGAUUCCACUCUAUUCAGUUUCGAUGUGAAGGCGUUCAAUUUGAAGGCAACGGGGACUGGACGCACCAAACAAGAGGCAAAGCAUGCUGCCAGUCAAUUGCUCAUCGAUAAAUUGAUGAAACUUGAUGAAUUUAAAGUAAAAGGUGCUGUUCAAUUGCCGUCACCGCCACCGCUACCGCCGCCGUCGUCGCCGCCCACUACCAUUCAAACCGACCACUCAUUGACACCGCAAAAUGAUAAUGCACAUGGAUCAUUGAUAACCGUGUGUCAGCAGCGUAAACUUCAGUCGCCCGUUUUGACAGAGGAGUCAGUGAUUGGAAAAGAUCAUCAGAGGGAGUUCACUUUUUCUUGUCGAGUCGGAACACUGCAUACACAUGGAAAGGCCACCACAAAAAAAGUGGCCAGAAGAAUUGCGGCCAACAAAAUGUUAGAAUUAUUGGGCAUUGUACUCGAAGAGAACUCAACGACAUCCGAUUCGAGCCAAACGGAACUCUCUUCGGUCUACAGUGAUACAAGUACAAGCGUGCCGAAUGCCAUUCCAGUCCUAGACGUUCCGUCCGUUGAGCAAAUUCUGGCGGAUUAUCGGCGUUUAAAAAAACCGUAUCUUCAACCGGUUAAAAAUGGACUACGCUAUAGGAAAAACUUCUUUUCAAAAUUGCCGCCCAGCAAUCAGUCCUAUGCAAAACAUGUGCUAAGUCAUCGUGGUUUUUUUACUUCACGGGAAGUUGUAGAUAAUGCUUGCAUGGCCUUGAAUUUGAAAUAUGAGAUAAAACCAAUGUCUUCGCCACCGAACUUUGAACGCUUUUAUUUGUUAGAAACGGACUACGAUUGUGUUGUCAUUGAUCAUAUUGAUACAUUGUUUGACAAAGUCAUUGAUUACUUAAAAACAAUUCCAUGCAACAUAUCCGCUGACCUUUUCUUUGAAACGAAAAGACCAUUCGAAGAAGAUAUGUCGGAAAAAACUCCAGUUAGUGUUUUACAAGAGCUCUGCGUCCAGGAUAAUGGCUCCGCUCCUAUCUAUGAGAGCAUACCACACGAAACAGAUCCAAAAAUGUUCUCAUUUAUUGUUUCGGCAUUUGGUUUAUAUGCCAAAGGGUCGGGUCGAUCUAAGCGUGAAGCAAAGCACGAUGCCAGUGCACAGCUUAUCAGUGUAUUGGCGCAAAAGGAUCAAUUCAAAAGUCGAUUAUUAAAAGUUCCCCCAACACCACGACCAUCAACUGAUCAGGAUGCAGUGGGCACAUUGCUUGAUAUUUGUGUUCAACGCCAAUGGCCGGUCGCGAAAUUUGACGUUAUGCAAGCAUGUGGGGAGCCUCAUCGUCCUGAAUUCACAGUGGUAUGUCAAUUGGCUCAUAUAAAAUGUACUGGAACAUCGUCUACGAAAAAGGGGGCCAAACAAAUUGCGGCUCAAUCAAUGCUAUCGUUCGUCCAAAAUAUUUCGCAAAAUGAGAAUCAACAACAAAUUGCGACAAUGGACUCAGAACCGUCGGAAAAAACAUUUCGAACAUAUCGUGAAUUAAAAAAAUGUGACAUUAAACCAAUAUCGAUUCGAAUACGUGAUCGACAUAAUAAUUUUAUGCGACUUACCGCGGAAGAUCGUGAAGCAGCAUUUGAAGUGUUGAAUAGCAACGGUGCUGAAAUCGGAAGUAAUAAAGACAAAGUCGAUUUGGUUUGCAAAGCACUGAAAAUACGCUAUGAAAUAAAAGAUAUUCCAGAUCAUCCGGAUAACCAUAAAAUGUUUGUGCUAUUGGACGAUUAUGAUUGUGUUCUGGUCGAAAAAGAGCCUUAUUUAUACGAACGCACCAUCGAGUACUUCAAAAUUAUGCUAAAUUUUACAUCUAUCUGUUAAUUUUUCUUUUUAAUAUCGAUCUGGAAUUAAUAUUAUAUAUACUAUAUAUUGAAUAUUGUUAC